Molecule: messenger RNA, 925 nt
Organism: Camelina sativa (false flax)
Lineage: Eukaryota; Viridiplantae; Streptophyta; Magnoliopsida; Brassicales; Brassicaceae
Source: RefSeq, a predicted model, not a curated record
AUAUAACCUCGUCUUCUCCAACUUGUUCUUCCCCAUAAAUCUGAUAUAUUACUAUCAAUACAUAAUAAUAAAUACACAAAAGAAAGAAGAAAAAAAAAGAAAGGGAAGAGAGAGAGAGAGAGAUGGGAAAUAGCUUAAGGUGUUGUCUGGCUUGUGUUCUUCCAUGUGGAGCACUAGAUUUGAUCAGGAUCGUUCAUCUAAACGGCUACGUUGAGGAGAUCACACGGUCAAUAACAGCCGGAGAGAUCCUCCAAGCAAACCCAAACCAUGUCCUAAGCAAACCAUGUUCUCAAGGAGUUGUCCGCAAAAUCUUGAUCUUGUCCCCCGAAUCUGAGCUCAAGCGAGGUAGCAUCUAUUUUCUUAUCCCUGAUUCUUCCUUGCCGGAGAAGAAAAGGCGGAGAAAGGACGCUCCUCGGCGUAAAAAGACUCUCGACAACCCUAACGUCGACGCCCCCACCGGAGACGUUGUUAAAGGUGAUGAUUCUGAAUGCGUGAAGUUGUGUGAGAAGUACUUAGAAGAAGUUGUGUCGUCGGCCUCGGAUGGUAAAGAACACCGUCAUCGCCGGCGACACAGCAGAUCGGCGUCAGUAUCCACGUGGCGGCCUCAUCUCGACAGUAUCACUGAGGAUCUUAAUUAAUUCCUCUUCGGCUCUUCCCCUUUACCUCUCUAGCUAAUGGUGUUUUUUUGUCCGGAAGCCGGAUUCUUCUUAUAUGUUUCGAGAGAUUAUUUUCUUUUUAGUUUCUUUUUUUUUUUUUUUUUUUGAGGAAUAUUUCACGAAAAAAAUUAUAUAAUGUGGAUAGGAUCUGUGUUUGAAAUUAUGUUAUUGUAAUUUCGAGUCAUCUGAGAAUGAUUUCCGAUAAUCAGUCAUUAAUCUCAAGCAAAUUGCACAUAAUUUCAACUAUGGCCAAAGUUUGAUGUGGUAAA